Messenger RNA from Thlaspi arvense, 1068 nucleotides. Lineage: Eukaryota; Viridiplantae; Streptophyta; Magnoliopsida; Brassicales; Brassicaceae. The record is from the annotation of a GenBank genome assembly.
GUUUCGAAGAUGAUGGUAGCUAACAGCUUCGAUCUAUGGCAAAAGGAUGUUUUUUUCUCUGCAGCCGAAGAGGUUCAAGAAUCUGCCGAUAUAAUGGAAUCUGCAUACAGGUUGUGGGUUAAACAGAAGAGAGAAGGCCGAGUAACAGUAGAUUCAGACGAGCUAUGCAAAGAGCUUCAAGCAGCUUUGAGCACAGCAAAAUGGCAGUUGGAAGAGUUUGAGAGAGCAGUGAGGUUGAGGCAUGGACAUUGUCGAGACGACACUACGUUAACAAGGCAUAAACAGUUUGUUUCAGCCAUCGAGAACCAGAUCCAUCGAGUACAGUCUGAUCUGCAAGAGGCUUUAACCGAGAAUGAUAAACAGCCAUCGCGUUGGGUUGAUCUUAACAAAGAAGAGCGUGAUGACCUUGCGAUGUUUCUGUCUGGAUCUUCUCAGACCUCUGAGAGCUUAAACAGUGAAAGCACCAACUUGAGAGAUUCCUCAACAAGUUCCUUAGCUGAAAAUCCUCGUGUGAUCAGCAGCAGAAGAGAGAUGAGAUGUUACGGCGAGAGUCCCGACUGUGUGAUAGACAUUGACGAAGGAGGUAGCCCGGAAAGUGCUGAUGCUGUAAUCCGCUUGCAGGCUGAUAAAAAGUUCGGUACAAGAAGAACAUGGAGUUCACCGAAUGUACCGAACAUCAGUGCGUUGAGGAUUAAUGUUCCUGUUGGUGGGAAAGAAGAGGAGAGGAAGAGACUUGUGUCGGAAAUCGAUGCGACUCCUAAAGAAAAAGGAUCUAAACCUCUGUUUUGGCUGCAGAGCUCUCGUGAUUAUAACCAGCUCUUUGACAGAGUCAGAUAUUACCAAAGGCGGUUUCGUGUUCCGUUUAGCCGCCCGAUUCAGCUCAUUCUUUCCGUAACGCUAAUCGUGUUUCUUCUAUGUGAGUCUAUUCUUCUCUCUUACUCUUUGGAGUUUAUUAAUCUUGAGAACUCUCGAGAAAAAUUGACAGGUUUUAUUUUUACAGAUUCUUGCGUGUUGGUCACACACCUUAGAUGCUACAUGAUUCAACAUCCCUCAAGAAGGAACAUAUAG